UGGCAUGGCUUCUCCGCAGUGCGCGCAAGACCACUCUCGUUUUGCUCCGGGCAAUGUUCUCGUCCCCAAACCACUCCAUCGGCCCAUCUUGCUCGCAGGGAACCAAACACAAGAGGGCAGUCCCUCCUAUAUAAAUGCAAGCGCGGGAUGGAUCGUAUUCAACAGCGAUCACGUCCUUGAGUCAGUAGAGCGGAGAGGGGAGUUAGAAAGAUCAGCAAUGGCGAAGUUUUCUAACAGUGCCAUAGUUCUCCUAAUGUUGCUCAUCGCAGCAUGGAGGACGACGCCGGCGAUGUCCCAUUUCAGGAUGGGCAAGCCACCAGCCGAGCCGGAGCUGGACUACGGAGGCCGGGUGAAGAAUGAGAAGAAAACAGGCCCGUAUGAUCCAGAGUUUAAGAAGGCGGCUGGUGAGGCUGCACUCUUGAUCAGGGCCAAGCAAGAGAUGACGAAGCGCAUGGUGAAACACAUCGAGACCAUCGCCUCCAGCGCGAAAAUCGCGAUCCACCUGAAGCUGGUGCUGUUGAUCAAGUCGGCGGAGUUCAUGAGGGCCAUGGCCGGAGAGGUCGCGGACCAGAUGUUCGUCGUCAGCCAGCAGCACGCCAGCGUCGCGGCCGCCGACAUCGUGGCGGCGCUCAGGUUCCAGCAGGAGAUCCUUAAGAAGGCCGCCGAACGCUGCAAGGCCAUCUCCAGCGACGUUGCCAUGGCACAGAAGAUGAAGCAUGAGAUGCUCAAGGGCGUGGCGCACGACCUCUGCAAUGUCGCAGGAAACAUAGCCAUCAGCAUGUCAUCGAUGGCUGAGAUGGCAAUGAGCGUGUCUGGUCGGGUAGUAGUUGGUGUCGAUGUCAAAGUCCAUACUGACAUGGAGAGCCGAGCUCUGGCUAAAGUUGAAGCUGAAGCUGUCGCUGAAGCUCAAGCUCUAGACAAAGCCGAAGGCGAAGCCGUUGCUGGGGCUGAAGGAGAAGCUAAAAAAGGCAAGAGCGGCGGUGUCAGCGCUGGUGGCGACGCCGGAGGAUAUGCAGGUGGCAAAACCGAUGCUGAUGCAACUGCUUCUGGUGGCAAAAUCGAUGCCGGUGCUGGAGCUGGUGGCGAUGCGAGCGUUUCUGGAGGCGCAAAGAUAGGAGGUGGUGUAUCUGGAGGCGCAAAGAUAGGAGGUGGUGCGUCUGGAGGUGCAAAGGUUGGCUCUGAUGUAGGAGGAUCUGUUGGUGGGGGUGCUGACGUCAAUGCUGGAGCUGGAGCUGGAGCUGGUGCUGAUGCCGGUGUCUAUACUGUUGCUAAGGGUAAUAAGGCAGGUGGAAGUGAUGCUAAGGCUGAUAUUUCGGGGGGUGCUAAAGCUGGUGGUGAUGCUGGAGCAGAUGCUAGCGCUGGUACCGGUGCUGGUGUAGGCAUCUCCAAGAGUUUCACGAUUGGCGGUGGCGUUGCAGGAAAGGCUGGCGGGAGUGGCAACGCUGAAGCUGGUGUCGAUGCUGGUGUUGGAGGAAAGGCAGGAGAGAGUGGGAAGGCAUAUACCGGAGCUGAUGCUGUUGUCUCCAAAGACGCCAAAGUUGGUGGUGGCGCUGGAGGAAGUGUGGGAGGGAGUGGCAAUGCUGGCACUAGCGCUACCGUAGGUGCUGGUGUCUCAGGAGACGCUAAAGUUGGUGGUGGCGUCGGAGGAAACGUGGGAGGAAGUGGCAAGGCAUAUACCGGAGCUGAUGCAGGUACAAGUGUUUCGAGCGGAGGAUCUGCUGGCGCCGAUGCGGGUACCGGUGCUACCGUGGGUGCUGGUGUCUCCAAAGACGCCAAAGUUGGUGGUGGCGUCGGAGGAAGUGUGGGAGGGAGUGGCAAUGCCUAUACCGGAACUGGUGCCGGCGUUUCUAGUGGAGGAUCCUCCGGUGGCGCCGAUGCUGGCGCUGGCGCUACCGUAGGUGCUGGUGUCUCGGGAGGCGCUAAAGUUGGUGGUGGCGUUGGAGGAAACGCGGGAGGAAGUGGCAAGGCGUAUACAGGAACCGGUGCCGAUGCGGGUGUUUCCGGUGGAGGAUCCGGUGGCGUCGAUGCUGGUGUCUCCGGAGGCGCCAAAGUUGACGGCAACAUUGGAGGAAAAGCGGGAGGGAGUGGAAAUGCAUAUACUGGAGCUGAUGCAGGUACAAGUGUUUCAGGUGGAGGAUCCGGUGGCGCCAGUGCAGGUACCAGUGCUACCGUGGGUGCUGGUGUCUCCGGAGGUGCCAAAGUUGGUGGUGGCGUAGGAGGAAAUGCAGGAGGAAGUGGCAACGUCUAUACUGGAACCGGUGCCGAUGCAGGCGUUUCUGGUGGAGGAUCCGGUGGCGCCGACGGUGGUAUUGGAGCUAACAUAGGUGCUGGUGUCUUCGGAGGCGUCAAAUUUGGUGGCGGCGCCGGAGGAAGUGUAGGAGGAAGUGGCAGUGCUGCUGCAGGUGCUUCUGGAGGGAGUAAAUCAUCGGGGGGUGGCUCAGAUUUUGGAUAUGGUUCAGCGAGCAAGGAGUUAUAGAGGAUGAUGACCACUCACCACCGUAAGAUCGAUAUGAUCCGUCCCAAGGAAUUUAUUCCUGCCCUUUUUGUUAUCGCGUGUUGUUUUAUUACCACGCACCAGUCAAUAGUGUGGAGGCAAUAUACAUUGAUUCCCCUUGACUGGACAAUACAAAGAUAACCUUAUGUAUUUCAUUUUUGCUUACUUAACAUUGCCAUGUAAACCAGAAUAGCUGAGGCUUAUUCUCAUGAUAAACAUGACAUUUAUUUUACGGCUUCA
Zea mays is the source of this 2734-nucleotide messenger RNA. RefSeq names its product fibroin heavy chain. The coding region runs from base 5 to 2476 and encodes 823 amino acids. NCBI's taxonomy places the organism in Eukaryota, Viridiplantae, Streptophyta, Magnoliopsida, Poales, Poaceae. The record is from RefSeq and is a predicted model, not a curated record. The transcript has 3 exons.